Messenger RNA from Trypanosoma rangeli, 3282 nucleotides. RefSeq names its product putative OSM3-like kinesin. The transcript has a single exon. Bases 1 to 3282 code for a protein of 1093 amino acids. Gene Ontology annotation, molecular function: microtubule binding; microtubule motor activity; ATP binding. The record is from RefSeq and is a predicted model, not a curated record. Lineage: Eukaryota; Euglenozoa; Kinetoplastea; Trypanosomatida; Trypanosomatidae. Gene Ontology annotation, biological process: microtubule-based movement; mitotic spindle organization.
AUGGUGAAGAAGCAGCCGGGGGCUGAGAACAUCCGCGUGGUUGUUCGAUGUAGAAACUUGUUGCCGUACGAAUCAGAGCGUGGUGAUAAGGCCCUCGUGCGACUUGACCUUGCGACAAACCAAGUUAUUGUACAUCAUCCUAUUGGAGAUGCCGACGGUUUUACGUUCGAUGCCGUGUACAACAACACCUACACACAGCGUGAUAUAUUUCUGCAGGAGGUACACCCACUUGUAGAAGCUGUGCUUCAAGGCUAUAAUGCAACGGUAUUUGCCUACGGCCAGUCCGGUUCCGGCAAGACGCAUACGAUGACAGGUAAGCUGAAUGAUCCCCAACAGUGGGGUAUGAUGCCGCAGGUGGUGAAUUAUCUUUUUAAUGAGGUUAAAAAAUUGACUUCCACCACAAAAACGUUCAAGAUUAGGGUUUCCUACGUGGAGCUGUAUAACGGCAAGUCGCGGGAUCUUUUGACCUCAAAGCAGGUAAACCUUGAAAUAAAACAAAAUAUGUCAAAAAAUUUUUAUGUGAAAGGCGCUGAAAUGCCGGAAGUGACAAGCUUUGAUGAGGCUAUUCGCUGGUUUAACGCUGGAACGAUGCGCCGACAGACUGCCUCUACCGAUUUGAAUGAUACGAGCAGUCGAUCUCACUCACUAUUCACCCUUCAGGUGGAGCAGUUUGAUUUUGAACAGGAUCCAAGCUCUCCUAUUCUUCUUACAAGCAAAAUCAACGUUGUGGAUUUGGCCGGAUCGGAGAAGUUGAGCAAAACAAACGCCACAGGUGAGACGGCGAAGGAGGGAUGCAAUAUCAACCUCUCACUUUCAGCGCUCGCAACGGUCAUUGAUACAAUUGUGAAGGGUGGGAAACAUAUUCCUUAUCGGGGUUCGCCGCUGACGAUGCUGCUCAAGGAUUCCCUUGGUGGUAAUGCCAAGACUGUCAUGUUUGCUAAUAUUGGACCGUCCGAAAAGAAUAUUUCGGAGACCAUAUCAACCCUUCGCUUUGCCCUACGAGCGAAGCAGAUUGAGAAUAAGCCCGUCAAAAAUAUGGAUCCAAAAGAUGCUCGUAUUCAGGACUUGUUGGAUACGAUUGAAGAGCUUAAGAGCCGGUUGGGGAAUGUUGACCUCAACCAGGAGGACCAACUUCGACAGCGCAUCGAAGAGCUUGAGGUUGAGAAUUCCGAUCUUCGCGGCGGUGGUGAGAAGAACAGUCUCGAACUUGAAGAAAACAUACGUGUCCUUCAGGCCCAGCUGGAGGGGGCAAAUCAGAUUUCUGCUGAGAAGCAAAAAGAGGUAGAAAAGGGCGUAGAUGCCCGCUUGCUUCUGGAGUGGGAUCUUCAAAAUGAAGUGGGGCAUGGAAAGGAGCUUCGGUCUCUGGCAGUGAAUUUUAUUAAACGGGUCUGUCAGGAGGAGCAAUUGCAGGAAAUUCGCCGCAAAAUGCCGCAGGAUGGCUCUUACAAUACAACCGAUGACGGUUGGGAUGUGAAGGAAAUUGAUUUCUACCUGAAGGAAUUUACAUCCAUGUACGAAGCCUGGAGGCAGUCGAUGUACACGCGAGAAGAUUUAGAAAAGUACGCCCAAGCGUCUGUUAGUGGUGCUUUGGCGCAAACACAACGUCACCUUGAUGAAGUUAUCCGUGCCCGUGAUGAGUUGCUACGCCUGCGGCAAGAGGACUCUGCAAAGCGUGCGGCAGAAAAUGAAUUACUUUCACAGUUAAGAGUUGAUUUAAGCACACUUAGGGACGAUAACACCAGGCUGCGGGAAAAGAUUGAACGAGACCAGGAACGCAUGAAGGCUAAAAUUGCCAAAAGCAAAGAUGAGUACAAGUCCUUGGUAGACGAACUGGAACGCUCCAAGGCUUUGGUGACCGAAAAGGAACACGACAUUGAGCGGUUGAAGCGAAUGUUAGAGGAGAGUGGUAACAACGCCUUGUUUGCGGCUUCCACAAGUGGGGUAUCGCCAUGGUCCGGCGUUGAUGAGCGAACUGCAAUUUUUCAGAAGCUGGAUGAGGAAAAACGUGUCAGGAAGGCCUUGGAGUCACGCAUCAGAGAAGUGAAUGUCUCGCUUCGCCGCUACGGGGUUUGUAUCGCGGAUGCCGGGGAGAUGGACGACGGAUCCCAAGAGGUUGCUGAACGCACUAAUGCACUUAUACUUGCGGCAGUGACGGAAGACGACACCAUUGAUGGGGAUCUUUGUGCCAAGUUUCAGCAGCAAAUUCGGGUCAAACAACGUCUAACAGAACUUCGUCACCAGCACCAGCGUAAGUUGGAAGAUAUGCUGAGGAAGUACGAAUUUCUCAAAACUGGGAAAACUACUGCUAAUGGCGGGGGGGGCGCCGAGGGUACGUUGCAUACAAGUUUUGCAGAUGACGCUACCGCACAGCAGAUAAAGGAAUUGCUGCAGAGAAAAGAUGAAGAAAUUGAACGCGUGAUACAAGAUAAGGAAAAGACCUGCGAUAAGAUUGUCAAGAAGCUUAACAAGUCUGAGAUAAGAAUAAAAGAAUUAGAGGCGACUCUUGAGGAGGAGCGUGCACAAUUUACUGAAGAGCGUCAGGAGUUGGGUUCUGAAAAUUUGGAGCUUCAGAAGUACAAUCAGCAGCUCUCGGUGGAGUUGGAAACACUACGAGGGCAAUUGAGUGCGGUGAAGGAGGAGAUGGACUCCAUGGACCGCGCAAAGAGCGCUGAGAUUGAAAAAUGGAAAGAGGAUGCAGAAAAAGGUGCCGAACGCCUUGAAGAGAUGCGCUUUAAGAUGGCUGCAUACAGUGAGCUUCAGAAGAGUUACGAUAGACUACAGGAGCAGCUUCAGCGCACCGAGGCGUCACUAAAGGAAAAGAUUGAUAGUCUGGAGAACACCAGGCAAAUGGUGAAGUGGUCUAACUCCCUUCUUGCCACGGAGAAGCAGAAGUUGGAGCAGAUGGAGAUGAUGGUGAAGCAGCAGGAGGUGGAGAUGCGUCGUCGUGAAGAGUACCUAAGAAGUGAGAUGAUGGAUGAUAUUAACAAGCAAGUGGCUGCAAACAAUCGCCGCCUGCAAGAGCAGGCUGCACAGUAUCAAGAGCUUAUAUCCCAAGAACAGGAUAAGCAAAAAACAAUUAUGAAGAAGGUGAAGAGUUCAAGGAAGGAAACACAAAAAGCGGCUCAACGGUAUGAUGAGAUGAUUUUGGAAAACGAGGCUUUACUGUCGAAGCUGGAGGAGCUGAAGGUAAACUCCAUGCGGAUAUUUUUGGAGAAGCAGGAGGCCCAAAGGGAAUUGGAGGCAUUGCGUCCCACACGACACGUCGGUGCUCGACGUCUCUGA